Messenger RNA from Nematostella vectensis (starlet sea anemone), 1815 nucleotides. RefSeq lists its product as uncharacterized. Lineage: Eukaryota; Metazoa; Cnidaria; Anthozoa; Actiniaria; Edwardsiidae. The coding region runs from base 103 to 1098 and encodes 331 amino acids. The record is from RefSeq and is a predicted model, not a curated record. The transcript is spliced from 2 exons.
AGCAUAGACACUAAAAAUUGCACCAAAACACAUUAGACAAAGCCGCGAAAAUUAGCAGCAGGAAAUAAAACGGAAGAAGGUUUAAGUCAAGAGUUGCACAAAAUGACAUUAUGCGAAAUGUUUGCACGGUACAGGUUUGAUAAUGAUGCGGUGAAUAUGGUAUGGCUUUCAUUGCAUUUGUUUGGAAUUUUUGUAAACUAUUACGGCAUAUCUGCACUGAAGCUUAACUGGAAACGACUGGGGAACGUGAAGAUCUUGCUCGCAACCAACAUCUUCUCUAACAUCGCCUCCCUUCUUCUUCACUUGCACAAGCCUGUCAACGCUUUGGUGCAUUCAUCGUCUGGAAUCCAGUGGAACUUUGGAGAGUUUCUCUGCACAUUUUUGCCUUCCAUCACAAAUCUUACAAUGGCGGCGUCCACUGUAAGCUUUACGGGAAUCAUUCUGGAGCAGUAUUACAAGAGAAUUUAUCACAGUGAACUUUCUUUAAAAAACUUGGAAAAUGUUGUUGUUUUAAUUUGGGCGUGGGCGGGCAUAAUUUCGGCGCCCCAGUUCUGCGAAUGCGGUUCACAUGAAUUUCUACGUGAAGCACAGAUGUGUCUACCGCCCUGGUACACGGACCGCAAAGGCCUCGUCUACGAGUCUGUUAGACUUAUUCUUCAGUAUGCUUUUCCCAUUGCUGUAGCAGCCUCGGCUUUCUUCAAAGAUCAAAUCGUGCAGCUCACAUCGGAUGGCUACUCUCAAGUUGCGCAAUGCGCUUGUAUCAGUGUAAAUACCUGCGCGGCGAUCUUUUUAGCAGCAGUCAUUUAUACAUAUCCCGUUCCAUUACUGCGUCCGUUCGCGACCAACCACGCCCUUGUGGAUAUAUCUGGUGCGAUGAGCUGCAUGGAGUUCCUUACCGUCGUUUGUUGCAUCGUAGUGCCAUUUGAGGUCGUGGCGAUCAUAGGCGAAGAAGUGAGCGGGGGAAAAUUGCACAGUCGGAUACGCGGCGAUGAAGAUGACGACGAUUUGUUAGAUUUGAAUACUUUUAGGGCAAAUGGAAAGGUUCACUUUGGAACUACAGACGACGUGGAUGAAAAGCGUUUAGUGACAUGUGCUUAAAGCCGCAUUGUCACCAGUUUACUUCCGACGGAAACCUCAAACGUUAAAAGACAAAAGAAUCUAUUAGAAUCCGAGAUAUUCAACAGGCCAUCCACUCUAAAUUAUCAAUCACAUCCUCAAAGAGACUUCCAAUGAAAUAUUUUUCGCGUUUUCCGUUAGAAAUCAUCGAAUAUUGUUACGUAAUCGACCGGAAGUAAACUGGUGACAAUACGGCUUUAAAUGAAGGGGUCUAAGAGGAUAAGGAACUGAAACGGCACAAAAGCAACUUUGGGGGAGGGAAGAGCACGGGGAAAAUCAAUAUUACGAGGAAUGCUAGGGAAGGUCAGGGCGCUAGCCAUUGACAAAGAAAUCUCUUCUCACUACCGUAAUUGUUAGAAGUGUAUAAGCGCCUUCCUUCGAAUAAAUGCCUCGCCUAAUGUGUAACAGACUUGAUGAUGAAGAGGGCGUGUUAAAAGGGAAGCCACAAAAACUGACUGUACUACCCGCACAACAUUUUCUCAUUGAAAGCUUGUUUUCUUAGGAUUCUUGGAGGAUUUGUACUCCGUGUAGGUUUUGCAAUUUUAUCUAGAGAUAACUUAUAUAUGCGCCCCGUCUGGGACAUUACGGUUAUCCACGUUUCAAUUUCACCAAAAAAAAAUAUCGUAGAAAAGGGCCAAGGGGAACAUGUACUUUGUUGUAAGAAAUUCGCAAAACGGUAAUAAAAUUUGAAGAGGUUGA